AUGGAUAGCGGUGUAGGCUACAAAUUGACAGGGAUUAGGCAGAUUGUGAGGUUAAAGGAAAUGCUGCAGAAGUGGCAGAACGUGACUUUAGGGCAAAAAGCUUCGAUUCCCACCAUUACUGAUAAAGUGCCUAACAAUGAUGGAAGCGGAUUGCCAUUGAUAAACAAAAGGGUAGUGAAUGUUAUGAACACUGAAUCUGACACAGAAGACAGCUGCCAAAGUCCUGAACCGCUUCCACCACCUGAUGUUCCAAAGGGAUACUUGGCAGUGUAUGUUGGACCUGAGCUAAGGAGGUUCAUCAUUCCCACCACUUAUCUCAGCCACUCUCUCUUCAAAGUUUUGCUGGAAAAGGCUGCAGAUGAAUUUGGCUUUGAUCACAGUGGAGGCCUCACCAUCCCUUGUGAGACUGAGACCUUCAAGUACCUACUCAAGUGCAUCGAGAAUGAAAACAAAGACCAACUCAAUCAUAAAACUGCACAAGCAGCCGAAAGCUCGGGAACUGUGGAAGAGUAAGUAGUUUUCCAAUAUUUCCGCACGUCCAAAAUCGUAGGCUGGUUUAAGGUGCAAAAGUGGAUCUCCUUUCCUACCAUAUUUUUGUUUUCAUUUCUUGUGCAUAUGAUACUAGUUAGGAAUAUUUUCAAACACCUUGUCGGCAUGAUGUUAGUGUCCAUUUAUUCUAUCUUUUUGGUAAAGACCUAUGCAUCACACUUUUCUAACUCAACUCAUUUUGUUUAGUCAAAAGGAGCAUUUAUGGCCUAUAAUUUUGAUAGUGUGGUUCUUU
Messenger RNA from Vigna angularis (adzuki bean), 781 nucleotides. RefSeq names its product protein SMALL AUXIN UP-REGULATED RNA 51-like. Lineage: Eukaryota; Viridiplantae; Streptophyta; Magnoliopsida; Fabales; Fabaceae. The record is from RefSeq and is a predicted model, not a curated record. The transcript has a single exon. Gene Ontology annotation, biological process: response to auxin. Bases 1 to 513 code for a protein of 170 amino acids.